Molecule: messenger RNA, 3213 nt
Organism: Fragaria vesca subsp. vesca
Lineage: Eukaryota; Viridiplantae; Streptophyta; Magnoliopsida; Rosales; Rosaceae
Exons: 5
Coding region: 112-2925 (937 amino acids)
Source: RefSeq, a predicted model, not a curated record
AAUGAAGUUGAAGAAAGGGACUGUAGAUAAAACAUUCAGAAUGCUUUGUUUGAUGCAAAGGUAGUAUUUCCAAGCUUGAAAGGAUUGUUGAUCGAUGGGUUGACCAAGUUAAUGACAGUAUGGCACAACCAAAUUUCUCCAGAGAGUUUCAAAAAUAUAGAGACUUUAAAGAUUUCUUGCUGUCAGAGUUUGAAAAGUGUCUUUCCAUCCUCAAUGGUGAGAAAUCUUCAGCAGCUAAUGCAUUUAUAUGUGGUCGACUGCGGAGUGGAGGAAAUCAUUGAAGAUGGAGUACAAACGACAUAUGAGUUUGUGCUCUCAAAACUAAACUCUGUCAUAUUUAAGGAUUUGCCCAAUCUUAACUGUUUCUAUCCCGGAAUGCAUGCUUCGUGUUGGCCGUCACUUGAAGGUUUGUGGGUAUAUGAUUGCUCUAAAAUAGCAUUUUUGGCCCAAGAAUGUUCAAGACUUGAGAGAAACUAUGAAUCGACGUAUCCUGCUCCAACUAACCAAGCUCUCUUUAUUAUUGAGAAGGAUUCAUUCCCAAACUUGAAAAAUGUGGCCAUUUCUGGCAUGGAGAUUUGGGAUGGCCCCUUUCCAAUAAAUUACUUCAGCAAACUAGAAUAUUUCCAGGUCAGAAAGAGUAACAAUGAGUCGGCUGCUAUACUUGAGAAAUUCCCUGGUCUCGAAAAAUAUGGUGAAACGAGUGCUCCUCCUUCUAGUGAAAUAUCUUCCCAUCGGAAAAGCAGAAGUGGGGAUAUACAUGCAGUUGGGGCCCUCUCUCAUUUAAGUGAAUUAUGGCUUUAUGGCAUGUCCCGCCUGAUGCAUCUAGGGGAAGAUAACUCCCAAAUGGCAGGUCAAAAUUUUCCAAACCUACAAUUUCUAGGGAUAUAUUGUUGUGACAGCUUACAGAAUCUAAGAUCAUCCGCAAUAUCCUUCAAGAAUCUAACAAGCUUGCAAGUAAAUGGCUGUUCGGGGUUGGAAUACUUGAUAACUUACUCCACAGCUAAAAGUCUCAAGCAACUCAUACUCCUAUCAGUUGAGAACUGUGGAAGACUGGUAGAAAUAGUGGGAAGCAGAGAAGACGAUGAUAAUUUAGGAAAUGAGAUUGUAUUCAGUCGGUUGGAGUAUUUGGAACUCUCUAAACUACCAAGAUUGCGAGGCUUUUGCUCUGGAGAUUGCAUUGUCAAAUUCCCAUCUUUGAACCAGUUAUUGAUUAGCAAACGCCUCAAACUAAAGAUCUUUGGUAACGAUGAGACGCUACAUGUAACCAACGAAGAGGUUGACACAGAUGUUGAUGCUGAUGAUGGUGAAACAUACGUUGAUGCAGAUGAUGGUGAAACAGGCGUUGAUCUUGAUGAAGGUGAAAAGACGGUACAAGUAACAAAGGAGAAUGUUGACAUAGAUGCUGGUGUUGAUGGUGAUCAAAGUGAUGAAACUACACAUAUCACAAACCAAAAGGAAGACGAAAAUUACGAUGGAUCGGAACAUGUUCAGCCCCUUGAAAUCACUGCAACUGAUCAGGGGGUCAUAGCACCAGUGGGAGAAAAUCUGGCCAUCUUACCAGUAGGCGAAGUCACAACUCCUGUGUUUCCAGUUGUUGAGCAUACUCUAGUCGCCGAAGUAACUCGUACUGAAGCUGUCGAACAAGUAUUCUUAGAUAUUGAGCCUCUAGCCGAAGAAGCAAGGCCUGAUGUUCAUCAGACUCUUAAUGCACCAGAGCAGCAUGUUAAGGAACGAAGUGAUCCCUUGGAGCCUUCAGCUGCUGCUAAGGGAAUUUUGACACCUACAAUUCGUGCACAGGCCCCUCAAAGUUCUCUGAAGUCAUCUGGGGAGAAACUGUCCUUGAUAGUUUUGUUAUUCACAUGUUCUCUCUGGAUAUGUAUCUACUUGAUAUCUUUACCACAUUUGACACCAGGAAGUAUAUGUACUUCACUGCCACUGUGCCACGUAAUCAACCCUUUCCAUUACCUGACCUCUCAGGAACAGGUCCGGCCCUUUGAGACCACUGCAAUUGAUCAAGAGUUUAUAGCACCAGUGCAAGAAAAUCUGGCCAUCAUACCAGUAGGCAAAGUCAGAACUCCUGUGUUCCCAGUCAUUGAGCCUCCUCCUGUCAUCGAAGUUCCUCAUACUGAAGAAGGGGAACAAGCAUUCUCAGGCCUGAACCUAGAGCCUGUGGCUGAAGCAGCUAGGCCUGAUGCUCAUCAGACUUCCAAUGCACCAGAGCCUUCAGCUGUUGCUAGAAUAACUCCAACUCUUAUCAUUCCUGCACUGCCCUCUUCAAGUUCUCCAAAGUCAUCACGAGCACAACGUUCCUUGGGAGAGAAACUUCAAGAUCUGUCUGCGAAGAAGGCUGCUAGCAAUAUGGGCCAAUUUGAGGAGGAGAAGACCAAGCUCAAAGCUCUUAUUUCUUCUGCUGAUUUGAGAGACCCCCAAACCAGACAACAGCUCCUGGCAGUGCUGCCCACUCUCCAACUGUCUACUACCAAAUGGAUUGCUGAUCUCGUUGUUCAAGAGCUAUCAAAGUUACCACUGGUUCUGGACAAGGAGGAAUCACUACGCCAAAAAUUGGCUGGUCUUAUAGCUCAGGGCUUUGAGUUGGAUGAAAGGAGGCACAUUCUCCUCUCUGAAGGUUCCUUAGCUGAAGAAAACAUCCAGAAGGUCCAGGAGCAGAAGGUGGAGCUGCUGGCUGUGGAAGAGCAAAUCAAGAAGCUUGAGGCGCAAGCAAUUUUACUCCGGGCAGAGAUCGCCAUUGGCGAAAAGAGGUAUUCUGGUUUUGAAGCGUCCUUGGAUGAGUUGGAUCAGCUAGUUGAGGAACGACAACUCAACCAACUCUCUGUGGAUUCAACGAGUGAGGAGUUUCUUAGGACUCGAGCUGUGAGUGACAGCUUAUGUACUGCCAUCUUUACUCAUCUCCGCCAACUAUUGUAGGCUUCAGUUUUGCAUUUAGGAGCAUAUAUUUAUCAGGAUAGAAUUAAACCUUAAUCCUUGCAUUGUGACGGAGCUAGACAUUCCAUUGAUAUUGUUGGUGUGUUGAGCCAGAUUGUAUAUGUAUUCCUAUUUCCUAUACAUUCUAACCAAAUGUCUACUGUUCAAUAUAUUUGGUGUAAUGGUGAGUAGAAUCUUCCCAUUCUCUAUGGAGACUGUUAAUAAAAUCAUAAGCAUUCUGUUCCCUGUGACAAGGGGUCCCUGAUAGACUCAUUUGGGGAGGUACUUCAA